AUGAACGAGCUCGGCGUCCUCUACUGCCACAUGGUGGAGCCGAGGAACGGGACCCUGUGCAGCCUUCUGCCUUUCAGGAAGGCGUUCAAAGGUACAUUCAUCGUGAACGGGGGUUACGACAGGGAGGGAGGAGAUGUGGCUGUCGGCGAUGGCUAUGCCGAUCUGGUCUCGUACGGGCGGCUCUUCCUGGCGAACCCCGACCUGCCGGAGCGGUUCAGGAAGAGGGCGGGCCUGAACGAGUAUGACCGGAGCACGUUCUACACCUCCGAUCCGGUGGUCGGCUACACGGACUACCCUUUCCUUGCUCAGGGGCAGGGGACACGAGUUAGCUAA
Messenger RNA from Triticum turgidum subsp. durum (durum wheat), 333 nucleotides. The record is from the annotation of a GenBank genome assembly. NCBI's taxonomy places the organism in Eukaryota, Viridiplantae, Streptophyta, Magnoliopsida, Poales, Poaceae.